Messenger RNA from Orycteropus afer afer, 219 nucleotides. Lineage: Eukaryota; Metazoa; Chordata; Mammalia; Tubulidentata; Orycteropodidae. The record is from RefSeq and is a predicted model, not a curated record.
AUGGCUGUCUCACUAUUCCGGCUGACAAUUGUCCUGGGUUUGCUUGCCUUAAUCCUCACCUGCCAAGCAGAUGAGAAACCCGAUAGCAAGCCAGAUGAUAAGCCAGAUGACUCAGGCAAAAGCGCAGAUGAUUUCCCAAAAUUUCUGCACAUCCUGGGCACAGAGAUCAUUGAGAAUGCAAUUGAAUUUAUCCUCCGCUCUAUGUCCAGGAACACGUAA